CCGCCCCCUCGGUCGGUUCUCGGCACCGAACGGGACCGGGCGGCACCGGAGCGACCCCAGCGCCCCCUGGCGGAGCGGCAGCACCCCCGGACCCCCCCUCGGGCACGGCCGAACCCUCCCGGGCUGUCCCGGUCCCGGUCCGGGUCCCGAGCGGGCACCGCCGGCCGUCCCGAGCGCUCGGAGCGGGUCAGAACCGGCACCGGCACAGCACCGAGCCCGUGUCCCGCCGGCACCGGGCGGCACCGAGCGCUGGGCGGGCCGGAGCGGGCGGCUCCGCUCUGCCGUUCCCGCUGACCCCUGUCCGGCCAGCGCUGACCUUGCCCAGGCCGGUCCGGACCGGCCCCGAGCGCCGCCGCUCCCCUGCCCGGUACCGAUCCCGGUCCCGGUACCGAUCCCGAUCCCGGUAUCGCCAUGGCCGCCCCGCCGGGCCCCGCCGGCUUCCAGUUCGCCAUCGACCGCGGCGGGACCUUCACGGACGUGUUCGCCCGCUGCCCCGGCGGCCGCGUCCGCGUCCUCAAGCUGCUCUCCGAGGACCCCGCGUACCGCGACGCGCCCACCGAGGGCAUCCGCCGCGUCCUGCAGGAGGAGCUGGGGGUGCCCCUGCCCCGUGACCAGCCCCUGGAUGGGUCCCGGAUCCAGUGGAUCCGCAUGGGCACCACGGUGGCCACCAACGCGCUGCUGCAGCGCCGGGGCGAGCGCGCGGCCCUGGCCGUGACCCGCGGCUUCCGACACCUGCUGCACAUCGGGACCCAGGCCCGGCCCCGCCUCUUCGACCUGGAGGUGGCCAUGCCGGACGUGCUGUACGAGGAGGUGAUCGAGGUGGACGAGCGGCUGAUCCCGGAGCAGGAGGAUUGUCACCUGCCCGGGAGUGACAGCUGGGACAGGGUACAAGGUGUGUCCGGUGUCACCCUGCUGGUGCAGCGCCCUCUGGACGUGUCGCGGCUCCGCACGGACCUGGAGCGGCUCCUGUUUGGGGGUCCCCAGACCCUGGCGGUGCUGUUGCUGCACAGCUACACGUGGCCGGGUCAUGAGGAGCAGGUGGGCUCCCUGGCGCUCUCCAUGGGUUUCUCCCAGGUGUCGCUCUCCUCGGCCGUGGCCGGCAUGGCACGGGCGGUGCCGCGGGGGCUCACGGCCUGCGCCGACGCCUACCUGAGCCCAGGUGUGCGCAGGUACCUGCACGGCUUCUGCCAGGGCUUCCGCGAUGGGCUCAAGGGGGUCCCGGUGCAGUUCAUGCGCUCGGACGGGGGGCUCACCCCCAUGGCCAGCUUUGGGGGGGCCCGGGCCAUCCUGUCGGGCCCGGCCGCGGGGGUCGUGGGCUACGCCCGGACCACCUUCGACCCCCGGGACGGGACCCCCGUGAUCGGCUUCGACAUGGGAGGCACCUCCACGGACGUGAGCCGUUUCGCGGGGCACUUCGAGCACGUGUUCGAGGCCAGCACGGCCGGGGUCUCCAUCCAGGCCCCGCAGCUCGACAUCAACACCGUGGCGGCCGGGGGGGGCUCCCGCCUCUUCUUCAGGUCCGGGCUCUACGUGGUCGGUCCCGAGUCCGCGGGCGCCCACCCGGGCCCCGCCUGUUACCGCAAGGGCGGUCCCCUGACGGUCACGGACGCCAACCUGGUUCUGGGCCGGCUGCUGCCCGAGUUCUUCCCGCGCAUCUUCGGGCCCAACGAGGACCAGCCCCUCUGUCGCGACACGGCCGCCGCGGCUUUCCGGGAGCUGGCCGCCACCAUCCGCGCCUUCCGGGGACACAGCGGCGACAGCGCCGGUGACACCGAGCUGUCGGUGGAGGAGGUGGCGCUGGGCUUCAUCCGCGUGGCCAACGAGGCCAUGUGCCGGCCCAUCCGCGCCCUGACGCAGGCGCGGGGACACGACGCGGCGCGACACGUGCUGGCGUGCUUCGGGGGCGCCGGGGGACAGCACGCGUGUGCCAUCGCCCGCACGCUGGGCAUGGCCCGCGUCUUCAUCCACAAGCACAGCGGGCUGCUCUCGGCGCUGGGGCUCGCCCUCGCGGACGCGGUGCAGGAGGAGCAGGAGCCGUGCGCGCUCCCGUACGGCCCGGGCGCGUUCCCGCGGCUCGAGGCGCGCCUCCGCGAGCUGGAGCGGCGCUGCCGGGACGCGCUGAGCGCGCAGGGAUUCGCACCGGCUCAGAUCCGCACGGAGCCGUUCCUGCACCUGCGCUACGAGGGCACCGACUGCGCCCUGAUGGUGUCAGCGCAGGGACACCCGCCCGGGCCGGGCACCUGCGGGGCUGGGGACUUCCUGGCGGCCUUCACCGAGAGGUACCAGCAGGAGUUUGGUUUCACCAUCCCGGGCCGGGCCGUGCUCGUGGACGAUCUGCGGGUCAGGGGCACCGGCAGCACCGAACCCGUGCCCGAGCCCCCCCUGGCGCCCCGGGGGGAGCCCCCCAGGGUGGAGACGGUGACCCGGUGCUAUUUCGAGGGGGGGUACCGGGACACCCCCGUGUUCCUGCUGGGGGAGCUGGGCCCGGACCACGCCCUGCCCGGGCCGGCCAUCGUCAUCGACACCAACAGCACGAUCGUAGUGGAGCCGGGCUGCGUGGCCCGUGUCACCGCCCUUGGGGACAUCAGCAUCGAGGUGACGGCGGGGACAGCGCCGGCCCUGGGCCCGGCCAUGGAGCCGGUGGCGCUGUCCGUGUUCUCGCACCGCUUCAUGAGCAUCGCAGAGCAGAUGGGGCGCACGCUGCAGCGCACGGCCAUCUCCACCAACAUCAAGGAGCGCCUCGACUUCUCGUGCGCCCUGUUCGGGCCCGACGGGGGGCUCGUGUCCAACGCCCCCCACAUCCCCGUGCACCUGGGCGCCAUGCAGGAGGCCGUGCAGUUCCAGAUCCGUAACCUGGGCCCGGAGCUGAGGGAGGGAGACGUGAUCCUGAGCAACCACCAUGGCGGGGGCAGCCACCUGCCCGACCUGACCGUCAUCACACCUGUGUUCUGGCCAGGUGAGCCCCGCCCCGUGUUCUUCGUGGCCAGCCGUGGUCACCACGCCGACGUGGGCGGCUCCAGCCCGGGGUCGAUGCCGCCGCACUCGCAGAGCCUGGCCCAGGAGGGCGCCGCCUUCGUGUCCUUCAAACUGGUGACCAACGGCGAGUUCCAGGAGCAAGCUGUCACCGAGGCCCUGCUGGCCCCCGGCUCCGUCCCCGGCUGCUCGGGGACACGGAACCUGCGGGACAACCUGGCCGACCUGCGGGCACAGGUGGCGGCGAACCAGAAAGGGAUCGGGCUGGUGCGGGAGCUCAUCGGGCAGCACGGGCUGAGCGUGGUGCAGGCCUACAUGGGACACGUGCAGGCCAACGCGGAGGUGGCGGUCAGGGACACGCUGCGGGCGGUGGCCGCGCGCUGGGGGACGUCACUGUCGGCCGAGGACACGAUGGACGAUGGCACCCCCGUGCGGCUCCGGGUGACAUUGGAACCCAGAGAGGGCAGCGCCGUGUUCGAUUUUGGGGGGACGGGACCCCAAGUUCUGGGGAACUGCAACGCCCCCCGCGCCAUCACCCUGUCGGCGCUCAUCUACUGCCUGCGGUGCCUGGUGGGACACGAUAUACCCCUGAACCAGGGCUGCCUGGCCCCGGUGCAGGUGCGGAUCCCGCCGGGCUCCAUCCUUGACCCCGCCCCCGACGCCGCCGUGGUGGGCGGGAACGUGCUGACGUCACAGCGCGUGGUGGACGUGGUGCUGCGCGCGUUCGGCGUCUGCGCCGCCUCCCAGGGCUGCAUGAACAACGUCACCUUCGGCUCCCCGAGGGGGGGGUACUACGAGACCGUGGCGGGGGGCGCGGGGGCCGGGCCCGGCUGGGGGGGGCGCAGCGGGGUCCACACACACAUGACCAACACCCGGAUCACCGACCCCGAGAUCCUCGAGAGCAGGUACCCGGUGGUUCUGCGUCGCUUCGAGCUCCGGGCGGGCUCGGGGGGCGCGGGCCGGUACCGGGGGGGGGACGGGGUGGUCCGGGAGCUGCAGUUCCGGGCGCCCACCCAGCUCUCGGUGCUGAGCGAGCGCCGGGCCAGCCGGCCCUAUGGGAUGGCAGGGGGGCUCCCGGGGGCGCCGGGGCUGAACCUGCUGCUGCGGAGGGACGGGCGAGUGAUCAACCUGGGCGGCAAGAGCUCGGUGUGCGUGGAGCCGGGG
Messenger RNA from Zonotrichia leucophrys gambelii, 4137 nucleotides. RefSeq names its product 5-oxoprolinase, ATP-hydrolysing (gene OPLAH). Gene Ontology annotation, cellular component: cytosol. Lineage: Eukaryota; Metazoa; Chordata; Aves; Passeriformes; Passerellidae. The record is from RefSeq and is a predicted model, not a curated record. Gene Ontology annotation, molecular function: 5-oxoprolinase (ATP-hydrolyzing) activity. Gene Ontology annotation, biological process: glutathione metabolic process.